AUGUCUGGCUUUCUUGGUAUUCCACUUUUGGUUAUGACUGAUUCGUAUAAACCGUCUCACUCGUUUAUGAUACCUGAGGCUAAAAAGUGUAUUGCAUAUGGCGAGUUUAGGAAAGGAUAUGAUGGUGAUAAAGAAGAUACGCGUAUUUUAUUCUUUGGAAUCCGAUACAUAAUUGAAAAUUAUAUUGCGAUCAAAUGGACAAAGAAAGAUGUCGAGUUGUCAGAAAAAUUUUUUGCAACUCAUAAUGCAGGAUUUACGCCUUUUCCGUUUCCAAAAGAUUUGUUUAUAAAGUUUAUCGAAGAGAACGAUGGAUAUUUUCCAAUAAAGAUUGAAGCUUUACCAGAAGGUACCUCGUGUCAUGUACAUACUCCGGUUUACCAAAUCACGGCAGAGAACGAAUAUGCGCCAUUAGUUACAUAUUUGGAAACUAUAAUUACUAUGAUUUGGUAUCCAACAACAGUUGCAACACUUUCGCGUCGUGCACGUGAUCUCUCCGAGGAUGCUUAUCAAAAAACGGUCGUUGAUGCUGGAAAUACGACAGUGGAUAGUCGACUGCAUGAUUUUGGAUUUCGAGGAUGUACUUGUAUUGAGCAAUCGAUUAUUGGCGGUGUAGCUCAUUUGUUGAAUUUCUGUGGAACAGAUACCAUGAGUGCUGCUUAUUAUGCUCAGUUCACUCUGAAUAAUGGCAAGCCUAUUGCGACUUCAGUUCCAGCGACCGAACACUCGGUCAUGAUAGCUCACAAAACAGAAAGAGAAAUUAAAAAGUUUGGCACUGGAGUUUUUGCAUGCGUAUUGGAUUCUUUUGAUUAUGUCAAUGCGUUGGAAAAAAUUCUUCCGUCAAUUGCUAAACAAAAAGUUGAAGCGGGUGGAUUUAUGGUAUUAAGACCCGAUAGCGGUGAUCCAGUCGAUAGUGUAUUAAAGGGUCUAAGGGCCGCAGAUAAAGUAUUUGGUAGUGACGUUAAUGGCAAAGGGUAUAAAGUAUUACGUGGGGCUGGUGUCCUCCAAGGUGAUGGUGUGUCUAUCAAAGCUAUAAAGGAUAUUCUGGAUGCAACGAGAGAAGCCGGUUAUUCCGCUCAAAACGUUACAUUUGGAAUGGGAGGUGGUUUAUUACAAAAACUUAAUCGGGACACUAUGAGUUUUGCCACCAAACUUUGUCAUAUUACCUACGCUGAUGGACAUAAGAGGGACAUUAUGAAAACACCGAAGUCCGACUCUGAAAAAAUUAGUUUGCCGGGCGAAUUUGUCGUUAAAAAGAAUAAGCAAGGAGUUCCAAUCGUUUAUCCUAAAGAAAGUUUUCCAGAAAAUGAUCCAGACAAUUUAUUAAAAGUUGUUUAUGAUCAUGGUAAAAUAUGUGAAUGGGAAGACUUUGACACCAUUAAGAAGCGUGUUGCAAUUGAAUGGCCAGCUCUACCACGUACAUAUGAUAAUAUUAGUCCCGAACUUAAGGUUAAAAUUGAUAAAACCAUAAAGGAAAUCAAAAGUUCUCAACAAUGA
Funneliformis mosseae is the source of this 1494-nucleotide messenger RNA. The record is from the annotation of a GenBank genome assembly. NCBI's taxonomy places the organism in Eukaryota, Fungi, Glomeromycota, Glomeromycetes, Glomerales, Glomeraceae.